GUUCGGGUUAGAGCUCAGAUCCCAGUGGGCUGCGGACAUGUUAGUGCUAUGGGCGAUAUUGCUUCGCUCAAACUGCUGUGGCUGGUAGCGAUCGGGCUGCUCUUCUGUGGGUCAAUGCCGGCCGCGCGGGCUGUGCAACACCAAGAAUGUGGCAGGAGUGUUCGAAGAUCUAGGCAGCCUAGGUUUGGAGCGAUUGGUCGCAUCAUCCAUGGAAAGCAGAGUGUACGCGGUGCUUGGCCCUGGCAGGUCUCCCUGCAGCUCCUACACCCCCAGUUUGGAUUUCUAGGUCACUGGUGUGGGGGCGUUAUGAUAUCUCCCGAGUGGCUCCUGACUGCGGCGCAUUGUAUCCACAAUGACCUGUUCAAUUUGCCACUUGCCGCCCUGUGGACCGCCGUCGUCGGCGACUGGGACAGAGACGUCGAGGAAUUCUCCGAGCAGAGGAUCCCCGUAGAAGAAAUCAUCCUCCACGAGCGGUUUCACAAUUUCCAGCACGACAUCGCUCUUAUGAAACUGGCUCGGCCCGUCAAACUGGCGGGCGAAAGUCGCAUCCGCGCCGUGUGUUUGCCUACGAAGAGGUUAGGUUACAACCAGACCGAUCUCUGCAUCGCCACCGGGUGGGGUAGGGACAUGGAGGACGGUUUCCUGGCCGGGAAGCUGCUGGAGGCAAAGGUGCCCGUCCACGACAACGCCGUCUGCAGGAAGAAGUACGGACACGCCGUCAACAUCAGGUCGGGACACCUCUGCGCGGGACACUUGGACGGGAGCAGCGGAACCUGCGUGGGUGAUUCCGGGGGACCUCUACAGUGCGCUAUGCGUGACGGCAGGUGGAUAUUGGCGGGGAUCACGUCGUUCGGCUCCGGGUGCGCCAAGCCCGGUUUUCCGGACGUCUACACCAGACUGUCGUACUACUUGCCGUGGAUACGUUCGAAAAUACGCACCCCGUAACCUCGACUGAAUUUGAUCCACCGCUGGUGUUGCCAGAUUGACAAAGAUUUACCCGAAAUAGGGGAAAUUAUCCAUCACAGAAGUAAGCUCUCAGAAAAUAAGUAAAAAAAAAAAAUGUUUUCCACCAUUUGCUAUGUCAGGGGACUGUACUUGUUAUGUAAUAAUUGUUGGUUGUUAGUUUGGCAGUGGUGGGAACAACAACAAUAAUGUUUAAGAAUUUUCUGCGCAUUUAACUAUUUAGAAUAAAUGACGACUUUGUAAAUAUAUGUGAAUACUCGCUGCAUGAUAGUACAAAAG
Anoplophora glabripennis (Asian longhorned beetle) is the source of this 1242-nucleotide messenger RNA. RefSeq names its product chymotrypsinogen B-like. The record is from RefSeq and is a predicted model, not a curated record. Bases 49 to 945 code for a protein of 298 amino acids. The transcript is spliced from 6 exons. Gene Ontology annotation, biological process: proteolysis. Lineage: Eukaryota; Metazoa; Arthropoda; Insecta; Coleoptera; Cerambycidae. Gene Ontology annotation, molecular function: serine-type endopeptidase activity.